CCGUUUUUGAUCAGGCGCGAUGCGGUCAGUCAGUACAGACCCGGAAGUGACGUGUAACAGUAGCGUUAACAACAACAGCAGCAGCAAAAACAACAUACGUUGCAGUAACAAUGAGGCUGGACUCACGUGAUGAUGAUGAUGUGUCGUUAUUCGAUGCUGAGGAAGAUUCAGCCGCACGAAAGAACAAAGUCAAGCAUCCGGUGGCUUCUUUCUUCCACCUGUUCUUCAGGGUCAGUGCGCUUCUGGUUUACCUGUUCUGUGGAUUAUUUGGUGGGAGCUUCAUCGCCUGUAUGGUCACCAUCAUUCUCCUCCUGUCAUGUGACUUCUGGACUGUGAAGAAUGUUACAGGUCGUCUGCUGGUGGGUUUGCGCUGGUGGAAUCAAGUGGAUGAUGAUGGAAAAAGCCGUUGGGUGUUUGAGUCAAGAAAGGCAACUGAAAAUCAGUCUUCUGCAUCAAAAAUCUCAAACGCAGAGUCUCGUAUAUUCUGGCUGGGUCUGAUCAUCUGCCCCAUCAUCUGGGUCAUAUUUGCUUUCUCUACACUCAUCUCUUUCAAGAUCAAAUGGCUGGCGGUGGUGAUUUUGGGAGUGGUGUUACAAGGCGCUAAUCUUUACGGAUAUGUACGCUGUAAAGUGGGAGCCAAGACAAACCUCAGGAGUAUGGCAACCAAUUACUUUGGAAGGCAGUUUUUAAAACAGGCUUUGACAAAACAGGAGGAGUCCUAAAACAAAGAGACUGACCUUAAAAAAUGGACACACUUGUAUUUCCAGAAAUCAGUUUUUAGUAAUUCCAAUUUUUUUUUUAAUUAAGGAGGAUGUUACUUUGAUAAUUUUUGUUGUUUUUCCCUGCAACUAGUUAACCAGUUAAAUAAUGUUUUUGUUUAAAAACAAACUAAACUGUCGUGCAUAGUUUUAUUAACUAGCUGAAAUAAUGCUAGUUAAAAGUAUGUGUUUUAUUAAUCAAUGUUGCAUGACAACAUGGUGAUGGUGACACAAAAACAUAUGUAAAUAUUUAUAUAUAACAGUAAAUUAUUUUUGGUGGGCUGGGCAAAACUGAAUAAAUCUUUUUGUACGUAA
This is a messenger RNA of Paramisgurnus dabryanus, 1073 nucleotides long. It is a transcript of the gene tvp23b, whose product is annotated as trans-golgi network vesicle protein 23 homolog B (S. cerevisiae). The record is from RefSeq and is a predicted model, not a curated record. Gene Ontology annotation, cellular component: Golgi membrane. NCBI's taxonomy places the organism in Eukaryota, Metazoa, Chordata, Actinopteri, Cypriniformes, Cobitidae. Gene Ontology annotation, biological process: protein secretion; vesicle-mediated transport.